AUGUCUGAAAUUCGUGGGAUGCUUCAAGAGCUUAGAGAAGAGAUGAUUCAAGGACAAAAUAGCCUCCAAGAAGGACAGAAUAGCCUCAGAGAAGUUAUGAUUCAAGGACAACGCAGAUUAGAAGGACAGCUUGGAUCUGUCAACAACAACGUUCAAAUUAAUUAA
This is a messenger RNA of Schizosaccharomyces cryophilus OY26, 165 nucleotides long. RefSeq lists its product as uncharacterized. The transcript has a single exon. The coding region runs from base 1 to 165 and encodes 54 amino acids. NCBI's taxonomy places the organism in Eukaryota, Fungi, Ascomycota, Schizosaccharomycetes, Schizosaccharomycetales, Schizosaccharomycetaceae. The record is from RefSeq and is a predicted model, not a curated record.